Messenger RNA from Sarcophilus harrisii (Tasmanian devil), 2779 nucleotides. RefSeq names its product heterogeneous nuclear ribonucleoprotein A2/B1 (gene HNRNPA2B1). Gene Ontology annotation, molecular function: RNA binding. Bases 35 to 1108 code for a protein of 357 amino acids. NCBI's taxonomy places the organism in Eukaryota, Metazoa, Chordata, Mammalia, Dasyuromorphia, Dasyuridae. The record is from RefSeq and is a predicted model, not a curated record. The transcript is spliced from 13 exons.
UCCGGCUCUGCGGCUGCCGCGACCUUCCCGCGAAAUGGCGCCGUUGCCCUCGGAGCGCGGGGGGAGGGCGGCCGCCAGGGACCCUGGCAGAGAAAAGGAACAGUUCCGUAAACUGUUUAUUGGAGGCCUAAGCUUUGAAACAACAGAAGAAAGUUUGAGAAACUACUAUGAACAAUGGGGGAAACUCACAGACUGCGUGGUCAUGAGGGAUCCUGCAAGCAAAAGAUCAAGGGGAUUUGGUUUUGUAACAUUUUCAUCUAUGGCUGAAGUGGAUGCAGCCAUGUCUGCAAGACCUCAUUCAAUUGAUGGAAGAGUGGUUGAGCCCAAAAGAGCGGUAGCCAGAGAGGAAUCUGGAAAACCUGGUGCUCACGUUACUGUGAAGAAACUGUUUGUUGGUGGAAUUAAAGAAGACACUGAGGAACAUCACCUUAGAGAUUACUUUGAGGAAUAUGGGAAAAUUGAUACUAUUGAAAUAAUUACAGAUAGACAGUCUGGUAAAAAAAGGGGCUUUGGUUUUGUUACAUUUGAUGACCAUGAUCCUGUGGAUAAAAUUGUAUUGCAAAAAUACCACACCAUCAAUGGCCAUAACGCAGAAGUAAGAAAAGCUUUAUCUAGACAAGAGAUGCAGGAAGUUCAGAGUUCUAGGAGCGGAAGAGGAGGAAACUUUGGUUUUGGGGAUUCCCGUGGUGGUGGUGGAAAUUUUGGACCAGGCCCAGGAAGCAAUUUUAGAGGGGGAUCUGAUGGAUACGGAAGUGGUCGUGGUUUCGGAGAUGGUUACAAUGGAUAUGGAGGAGGACCAGGAGGUGGCAAUUUUGGAGGUAGUCCUGGUUAUGGAGGAGGAAGAGGAGGAUAUGGUGGUGGAGGACCUGGCUAUGGCAACCAGGGUGGGGGCUACGGAGGUGGUUAUGACAACUAUGGAGGAGGCAAUUAUGGAAGUGGGAACUACAAUGAUUUUGGAAACUAUAAUCAACAACCUUCAAACUAUGGUCCAAUGAAGAGUGGAAACUUUGGUGGUAGCAGGAACAUGGGGGGACCAUAUGGUGGAGGAAACUAUGGUCCAGGAGGCAGUGGAGGAAGUGGGGGUUAUGGAGGGAGGAGCCGCUAUUGAGCUCUUCUGCCUGUUUGCCAUGGGCUUCACUGUAUAAAUAGGAGAGGAUGAGAGCCCAGAGGUAACAGAACAGCUUCAGGUUAUCGAAAUAACAAUGUUAAGGAAACUCUUAUCUCAGUCAUGCAUAAAUAUGCAGUGAUAUGGCAGAAGACACCAGAGCAGAUGCAGAGAGCCAUUUUGUGAAUGGAUUGGAUUAUUUAAUAACAUUACCUUACUGUGGAGGAAGGAUUGUAAAAAACACAAAAAACACAAAAAAAUGCCUUUGAGACAGUUUCUUAGCUUUUUAAUUGUUGUUUCUUUCUAGUGGUCUUUGUAAGAGUGUAGAAGCAUUCCUUCUUUGAUAAUGUUAAAUUUGUAAGUUUCAGGUGACAUGUGAAACCUUCUUUUUUAAGAUUUUUCUCAAAGUUUUGAAAAGCUAUUAGCCAGGAUCAUGGUGUAAUAAGACAUAACGUUUUCCUUUAAAAAAUUUAAGUGCGUGUGUAGAGUUAAGAAGCUGUUGUACAUUUAUGAUUUAAUAAAAUAAUUCUAAAGGAAAUUGUGUAAUUAUAGACUUUUUAUUUUAAAGUUAAGGAGGGGGUAGUAUAUAAUUAAGUCCAUUGCUAAGUUAUUGUUACAUAUGUAAAUUUAAAUGCUGAUCAGAAAAAAGUGUGUUGUCUGCAAUUCAUCAGGAUAAAAGUAUCUAGUUAACUGAAGGGAUAUCUCUGCAAAGAGAAACACCUUUUUAGAUCUUUUAGAUGCUGCUUCUUCAAUGCAAGGAGAUAUCCCCAGCGAGGUACUCUUCCAGGGACACAGGUCUAGUACAAGAGAACUCUUGACGGCUACUAAAAUCAGCCGGUCUUAAAACUGGGCUGUGUUUCUGCAAAACUUUAAACUGCCAUAGUUUUUAGAAGGAUGCCAUCGAAAGCUGAGGGUGUGUGUAGAGAAAAAUAGUUCUAAGCUUCAGUUAAACUGCUUUAGCAUUGAUAUGAACCAAGGACAAGCAUAAUCUGCUGCCACAGGGACUGUAAAGUGCUACCUCUCAACAACUGAGGCAAGCAGGCAGCAAAAUUCAGUUGCAUUAUUAAUCCAUGGCAGACAUUUCACUCUUCUCCAGUAGCACUGUUCAACAUAAGACAAUGGAGGGCAUUUGUAAGCCUACAGGACUUCUAAGGUGAUUACUUGUGAAAACUAAGUUUGGUCUGUGAGAUUCAACACUAGGCUUUAUUGCCUGGGAUGGGAUAUGACCAUCAAGAGAUUGUCGCUAGUUUCUUACCAGUCAAUCUGAAAUCUUAAGACCACCACUGAAAUGAUUGGUAGCUACUUUGGAGCACACAUUGAUAAACCUCUUCAGAUACUUCUUUUUUCUUUGGCAGGAAUGUGUCUUGCUGCAGGUAACUAAUGAAGAAGUGGUCAACCACAGAAUGUCUUCAAGAAAUAAGAAAUUCUGUACCAUCUGAAUAUAUUUCUUGUUGGUGCCUUCAUUUUUAAAAGCACUUUUAGUUGAAAGGGAAAUGUAUUUGGAUGAUAAUACAAAACGAUCAGUUCAAAUUACCGUGAUGAGAAUUGUCUGUAAAGAUCAAAAAUUCAGCCUUCCUAGCCAGCAUUAAAAUUGUAUGGUGUUUUUAAAAACAGGUUUUGUGGAACAGACAAAACUUUUUUAAACGUUUUUAAAAUAAACAUUUUUGUAUCGAA